This is a messenger RNA of Spizellomyces punctatus DAOM BR117, 2022 nucleotides long. RefSeq lists its product as uncharacterized. Lineage: Eukaryota; Fungi; Chytridiomycota; Chytridiomycetes; Spizellomycetales; Spizellomycetaceae. The coding region runs from base 36 to 1868 and encodes 610 amino acids. The transcript is spliced from 2 exons. The record is from RefSeq and is a predicted model, not a curated record.
AGGAGGUUGGCCAAAACAACCACCAGUUGCCCACCAUGUCCUCAGUUGCACCUCCUCAAGUCUGCAAAUUUGCGAGGGGGGGUUGUGACCGCCUUUUUCGUAGCUAUUAUAGACUCUUGUCAGUUUCCAUCUUGACGUCCAGCGCCCGAAAUUCGACCAGCGAGACCAAGUGUGGAUUCCGUGCUGAAAAUCUGCUGGGGGUGACUUACAAUGGGGCGAAACAGAACAGCACCUGGACACGCCGAUCGCCGAAAGUAAAACACUUGGGUGAUGAUUUGAAUGCCCGAGAGUCGCAGUGGGGUGCGGUUUCAAGUCGCGGUGAACGGGAAAAAGGAUAUGGUUCUUUGCCAGAUGAUGGCGUAAGGUUUGAACCCAGGGAAAUUAGGCGUCGGCUGCCAUCAAAAAAAGAGAUUACCAAACCUGCAGCAGAAAGUCCAGAACCAAAGGACGGGAGUUCGCAUACUCCACCUACUAGACCAAGGAGACGGAAAAGAUUGCCAUGGGAAGGCAGUGAUCCGAUUGAGCAGUUAGAUCCCCUUACAGUCGAACGUCCCCACCUCCUUUUGUUUUCCAGGCUGACAGAUGCUUUCCAAAGUGAUCCAACCCGUUUCGUGGACUGGCUCGCUGGUCUGAACGACGCAGCUGGUACGAUAUACUUUAAACGUGGAGAGGGCUGGCCCCGGCAUGUAUGGGAGAUCGUUUUGCCCGCCAUCGAAGUGAGCGCGCUGUAUUAUAUUAAGAUGAUGGUCCGGUACAGCGUCGUACGAAGCCUUCCAGAUGGAAACAUGGUAUGGCGAUGCUACGAACCUCAUGGACUGCUAAGGAUGGCACGCUUGCUGCAAGGGCGAUCUUGGAUACCAGAACGACAGGCGGAAAUUUCGCGCCUGUGCAGAGAACUGGGGCAUCCUGAAUUAUUUUGUCGACCAAACACCGCCCCACGACUUGGUGACCACUGGUUCACGGGCUUUUUUGAGGCUAGGGGUCGGCUUAGGGUAGACACUGGGGCGCAGGCCGUAUAUGCUGAAGUCAAAUGGCACGAACCCGAGACGCUAAAGUACAUACAGGAAGUAUUGGGUGCUGGUGAAGUCCUUGAAGACUCAGCAGGCGACAAAAAGGAUGCCUCCUGGUGGUCAGCCCCUGCCGCACGAAAGUCUUCUGAGACACCUAAGCAGGAAAAACUUUUCCGUACGCGCAGAACCUCGUCUAAAAAGGACCGCCAUACUCCCGCGAAGCCAGUAACGUCCCAUUCGGCAUGGAAGCUUCGCAUCGAGGGACGGAUGGACACAGCACUUUUGAAGAAACAUUUUGAUUCCGCCCCUUUCAAAGGCAGUCAAGCUAUCGAUUUUGUCAAGUGGAAUCGUACAAUGUUGUUUUUGGACCGUGGGUAUCAACGCCCCACAGCGACAAAGCGUGGUAGUGCGAAAUUAGAACGAUUAGAGACGUCACUGAAUAAUCGGUUGCCUGACGUGGCCACCACGACGGGAGUAACUCCCCAUCCGGUAGUUUUAGCAUCGUGGGAUGGUCCAGGUGGGGAAAGUACCCGUGAUCGCGAAGCUUUAGAUGCAAAUGGAUGGAUAGAACAAGUAGAUGAGGAAAGUUUGCGAAGAACCACAGGUCGAACAAAACCGAACGUAGGCGAACCUGGUUAUGUGGAACCGGACCCGAAUGAGGUGGAAGCACCGAAAAUGACGAAACGCGAAAAGACUACGCAGAAGAAAGCUAUCAAGAGAGAGGGGAAGAAGCGGCGAGCUGACGUGGUGCUUGCUGCGAAAGAGAGCAUGUUGACUGGUGAAUGGGUUGAUGAGACGGAAUUGGAGGGCUGGGCAAAAGUGGCAACUGACGUGCCAACCCAAUCAAAUAGCCAGUAGGUGCAUCGAUAUUGCAUUUACACACAUACACACAUAUUUAUAUAACGAGAGCUAUCCAAGCCAUCUGAUCUACCGUAACAGCGCAUAACACAAUUGAGCUAAUAAUUUCAGCAUGUGCAAUCAGCAACAGGUUCACUCUGCACCUUUCGCAAUA